CAGAUAUUGGUUAACAUUUUUUUUAGUAACAGCUUUCGUAAUUUUGCCGACUUGCAUGCGUUUGUUUUGACAAUGGAGGUGAAGAUGGAAGAGAUUCGUCAGCUGACGCUGAGAGACAAAGAACACAAAGAUACGACCUUGCACAGACUUCAGAAAGGAUGGAAACUACAUUUCGUCCUGGGCCCGUCCCUCCAAUCCAAACAGGUUCACGUCUUCACUAACCAUCCCCCUGGACACACCCCCGUGCAGCGCCCCUUCAACCGCGGCGAGUUCUACGAGUUGGAAUGGAAGACAGAGUCCAGCUCGCGCUUGGACAAGUCGGACCAGUACUGCGAAGUGCGUCUGCACUUAGCUGGGGCGUUUCAGUAUUACUUCACUCACGGAACGAGCAAUGCACCUCAGGGUUCGGGCUAUUUCGUCGUUGACCCAACCCUCAAGUUAACCAGCGACACAGACAUCUUGGAGCUGGACUGCAUUACCUUACAAACCGUACUGACGAAGUGUCUGGGUCCCUUAUCGGAAUGGGAGCAGCGCUUAGCCACAGCGAGGGAGACUGGCUACAACUUCCUUCACUUCACUCCGAUCCAGGAGUUGGGAGCCUCCAAUUCUUCCUACUCUAUUCGGGAUCAGCAUAAACUCAACCCCCUCUUCACAAGCAAGGGCCAGCAACCCGUCAGCAACGACGACAUCUCAGCCCUGGUGGUCAAACUCCAAUACGACUGGGGCAUGCUUAGUCUGUGUGAUGUGGUCUGGAACCACACCUCGUUUGACAGUCCCUGGCUCAUCGAGCACCCGGAGUGCGCCUAUAACGUCCACAACUCCCCGCAUCUCCGGCCGGCCUACGUCUUGGACCGUGUUCUGUGGCACUUCACGCUGGAAGUCAUCGAUGGGAAAUGGACGAAGCAUGGCGUACCGUCAAUCAUCAAAUCUGAAGAACAUAUUGAGAAUAUACGCAGUGUUCUCGUCGACAAGGUGCUACCAAAGUACAAGCUGGAGGAAUAUUACCAGCUAGAUGUAGCGGCGACUCUAGACAAGUUCAAGACGGCAGCUAAAGCUGCAAAGACUGUUUCCUCUGCUGAGGAUUCCAAGGAAGAUGACGUCAAGCUGAUCAAAGAUCCAAAGUUUAGAAGAUUAGGUGGCUCAGUGAAUAUGGAGAAAGCUCUACAGUGCUUCAACAUACAGAGGAAAGAUGCCGAAGAUGAGGAAGACAGACUCCAGAAAUCCUGCGACGCUUUCAAGAAACACCUCCUGUACUGGAACAACCGGGCAGCCAAUGAGAUGUCGGAAGACAUCCGCCACGCGCUGCACAAUGUCUGCGCCAACGUACGCUACCAUCGCGUGGACGAACACGGGCCACGCUGCGAGAAGGUUACCAAGAACGAUCCACUUGUACCCAAGUAUUUCAUCCACCUCGGCCCAAAUACGGACCCUACCACCGAGGAGAAGGUCAUGGACUCCGACAAAGCCCCCUUUCUCCAGAUCGGCAACGGUUGGGUCAUGGACGCCGACCCUCUCAAGAACUUUGCUGAGCCUGGAUCCAAGGUCUACCUACGCAGAGAGCUGAUUGUCUGGGGCGAUUCAGUCAAGUUACGGUACGGGGAGACUCCGGAAGAUUGCCCCUACCUGUGGAAUCAUAUGUUGGAAUACUCUCGGACGAUGGCGCGUAUGUUUCACGGAUUACGCAUCGAUAAUUGCCACAGUACUCCGGUACACGUUGCUGAGUACUUUCUUGAUGAGGCACGCAGGGUACGUCCAGACCUUUUGGUCGUAGCGGAGUUGUUCACACAGUCAGAGCACGUAGACAACAUGUUCAUCAAUCGACUUGGAAUCAACACACUUAUUAGAGAGGCAAUGAAUGCUUACAAUGCUCACGACCUGGGACGUCUCGUUCACCGGUUUGGCGGGGAGGCGGUCGGGUCCUUCCUGCAACCUCGUGUCAGGCCGUUGACCCCUAGUAUGAGCCACGCCCUGCUGAUGGACGUCACCCACGACAACCAGAGCCCCGUCAUGACACGCUCCGUGUAUGACCUACUGCCUACAGCUGCAUUAGUCUGCAUGGCGUGCUGUGCUGUCGGCUCCAGUAGAGGCUAUGACGAACUGGUGCCAGAACAUAUUCACGUGGUCAAGGAGAACCGUCUCUACACCUCGUGGAAAGAAGAUGCAGACGUCUGUCAUCUUGAGGAAGUCAGUCACAACCACGGAAUCAUCAAGGCCAAGCGAGUCCUGAACGAACUGCAUCAGACACUGGGAGCGAAAGGCUACACUCAGGUGUACGUUGAUCAAGUCGACGAGAAUAUCGUAGCUGUGACUCGGCACAACCCUGUCUCGCAUCAGUCAGUUAUCCUCAUGGCACGCACGGCCUUUAAACAUCCCUCUAAUCCGAGUUACACUGGUUACAUACCACCACUCUGUGUACCAGGGGUCGUCGAAGAGAUUAUCCUGGAAGCCCGCAUGGUCCAGAAAGCAGAGGCCCCGCCCCCAAAGAGUGACACCCACAUCAACGGUCUGGGUCACUUCACCGUGGACCUGCAGAGCAACAUUCAGCUGUACAGCAGUCAGAUGGUCGAGCUAGCUGACCACGGAUCAGAGAAACAGUCCUCGGUACAGGAGAUUGAUUUCAUUAACUUCCCACCAGGAAGCGUCAUUGCUUUCAAGGUCACUCUCAACCCAGCCUCCCGCAAGGCCUUAUCGGCGCUCCGAGCCUGCAUCUCUCAGUUUGGUUACCGUGUGCGUACUCUGAGCGGCAACCCGCCCAACCAGAACCAAGUCACGUCUAACUUCCAUACCAUCGCGAGGAAACUCUCCCUGGCCGAUCUGAAUCGAGUCCUGUAUCGUUGCGACGUGGAGGAACGCGAUGACGGCAAAGGCUCUGGGGGGUAUCAUAUCCCACAGCACGGUAGUCUGGUCUACUGCGGCUUGCAAGGUUUUAUGUCGGCACUGGACAAAAUUCGAAGCAAGAAUGACCUGGGUCAUUCACUGUGUGAGAAUCUACGUCAAGGAGACUGGAUGGCGCAGUAUGUAGGGAACAGACUAAAGCUACAUGCCAGCACCAGACAACUUGGCCAGUGGUUCGAGGCAGCCUUCUCCAACUUCAGCCUGAUCCCGCGCUACCUGAUCCCUUGUUACUUUGACGCCAUCCUGGUGGGAGCCUACGUGACCUUGCUUGACCUCUGCUGGCAGUCCAUGUCCAAGUUUGUUUUUGAGGGAUCGUCUUUCACCCGCGCUCUGGCCCUGGGCUCCGUUCAGAUGUGUGGCAUCGUCAAGACGUGCCCACUGCCCGAGCUGUCCCCUAAACUCUCCGACGUUCCCACGGUGACAGACGAAGAGACCAACCGCAGGGAGCAGUGCGCUGUCACCAUGGCAGCCGGACUGCCCCACUUUUCUGGGGGGUUCAUGCGGAGCUGGGGGAGGGACACGUUCAUUGCGGUUCCGGGAUUGCUGAUCGUGACGGGGAGAAUGGAUGAUGCUAAAUACCUGAUCCUUGCCUACGCCGCUACACUCCGCCAUGGCGUCAUCCCUAACCUCCUGGGCGGGGGUUCCCACGCCCGCUACAACUGCCGCGACGCGGUCUGGUGGUGGUUAUACUGCAUACAACUCUAUUGCCAAGGGAUGGAGGAUGGAUAUAGCAUACUGGAAUGCCCUGUGUCUAGGAUCUUCCCUGGGGAUGAGGAUGAGCCCCAGCCUGCUGGAUUCGUGGAUCAACCUUUGUCAGACGUCAUCCAGGAAGCAAUGCAGCGUCACGUUGAGGGCAUCUCAUAUCGAGAGAGGCAUGCUGGAAAGGGUCUCGACCAGAACAUGUCACACGAAGGUUUCAAUGUCACCAUCGGAGUGGACCACGAGACCGGGUUCCCAUUUGGAGGAAGUAAGUGGAAUUGUGGGACGUGGAUGGACAAAGUGGGCGAGUCGGAUAUUGCAGGGAACCGUGGAACACCGGCGACCCCAAGAGAUGGUUCUGCUGUUGAGAUCGUAGGACUUUGCAAGGCGACAGUCAGGUGGCUGGCCAAGAUGCACGAGGCUGGUCACUACCCGCACAGCGGAGUUACAGUAAGACUGGAUGGCAAACUAACCCAGAUGAGCUACAAGGAAUGGGAUGCCAAACUCCAGGCCAACUUUGAAAAGAACUUCUGGAUCGCUCCCGACGCCAACAAAGAAACCAACGAGCUGAUCAACCGACGGGGGAUCUACAAGGAUUCAGUAGGCGCCACGCAGUUCUGGGCGGACUACCAGCUAAGGCCAAACUACCCUAUCGCAAUGGUGGUGGCACCAGAGUUGUUUACCCCCUCAAGAGCCUGGACAGCACUGGAAAUGGCUGAGGAGUUCCUGCUGGGGCCGCUGGGAAUGAAAACGCUGGAUCCAUCGGACUGGGGAUAUGUGGGCGAUUAUGACAACUCCUACGAUGGACAUGAGACUAAGAGAGCGAGAGGGUUCAACUAUCACCAAGGCCCGGAAUGGGUCUGGCCAAUUGGCUACUUCCUCCGCGCCAAACUCCACUUUGCCCGUCGCUUGACCCCUGACCCCUCCCCAUCGGGGGCGGAGCCUCAGGACAACCUCUUCCAAUCCACGGUCAACUUUGUCCGUCAGACGCUGACGCGACACCACACCGAGGUCGAGCUAUCCCUGUGGAAGGGUCUGCCGGAACUGACCAACUCUGACGGUCAGUUCUGUAAGGACGGUUGCCCGACUCAGGCCUGGUCCAUGGGCUGCAUACUGGAGGUCUUGAACGACUGCGACAAGUUACUAGAAGAUACAGCUAAAUGAGGUCACCUUGAGGAUGGAAUGCGCAUACUAGUACCCCCGCAACAGUAAAAAAGAAAAAAGCGCGAAGGACCAUCUUUUUGCAAUACUGACGUGAUCGGUCAAUAAUUAGGUAAACCCGCCUCAUUAGACUGGUUCCUGCCUGCAUUCAUUGUAUAAGUGAAUGAUGCAGAUCUUGGGAACCAGACUACCCUUCCUCCCUAAUUUAGGCCGUUUCCUAAUCACAUGGCCAUGGCCUGAACAAACACCUAUGGAAGCCACUGGCUAGUGGCUGCAGCCACUUCCCAUAGACUUGUGCGUUACUGCCAGCCAUAGCCAUAGAUUUUAUAAAUGAUAAACAGCAUGCAUUAAACAGCAUAGUUCAAAUGUUGGGAUAGGUUUAUAGGUUACUGAGCCCCCUCUGUUGUUUACGUACGGAGGCCACGAUUAUUUUAUAAAAAAAAUAUGUCCAUUUUUAUUUGGCCAAUUCACAGCUUUUGUCACCUCUAACUUACUAGCGAGUACAAGUUUCCGAAAUACUUCAUGCUUUAUACUGUCCAGUUAUUAGAGAAAUUAAAGAUUAAUACCUUACGUCUGGCCCCUCUGUAGUGUCGACUCUCACGUAGACAUAAAUUUUUAGAUCAGCCUUGAAUGUAGAAACUGUAGAAUAUCUUAAUAAAAUCAUGCGAGGUGUGUCAAAUGUUUGGAGGUAGAACUUGAAAUAACAAGCUUAAAUAACUAAUCAAUUUACUGAACGAAUUGUUGACAGAUGUGUUUUGACUAAUAUUGCCACUGUUAAAGGAAAGUAUAGGCCUACUGGUAUGUGAUGAGCUGGUGGCUAAACUCUUAAUAGAUUGUCUAAUCCUGAAGGCAAAUAUUUUUUCCUUCCUCUUGUGUCUAAUUAAUGGUGCUUAUGAAAUACUGUACAUGGCGUAGCUUUUCAAAAACGUAGAUGGGUUGAAGUAAGUGUGUAAAAGUAACCACUGAUCACUGCCUUUAUGUUGGUUUUUCCCCCCAAGGUGUAAUGUUUUAGGCGUUCACAAUUUUUUUUUACCCUCAAUACUCCUGGCGUGUGGUGGGAAUGUCUCAUAGCUUGUGACCACAAGUUGUGAAGCAGAGUUGAAAGUUUUGGCUCAAGUUCCAACUCUUGAGUUGGUUUUGUGAACACAAGAAAUGUCCACGUAAUUGGACUGCAGCGUUUAUAAGAGUGAUUGCCCCUGAUAACUUUGUGAUAUUAAUAUUGUAUGUAAAAUUAAUGAUAAUAACCUUGCUUUCUGAAGAUCAGUGUUUCCCUAUACCUAACCUUCUGAAAUCCUUCAAAACCCACUUGGAAAUUUUGAAGGACUUUCUAGGAUUUCUAGAAAUCCUUCAAAACCCAGUUGGAAUUUUUGAAGGAUUUUCUAAGAUUUCUAGAAAUCCUUCAAAACGCAGUUGGACUAAUGAUUUUUGAAGGAUUUUCUAGGAUUUCUAGAAAUCCUUCAAAACCCAGUUGGACUAAUGAUUUUUGAAGGAUUUUCUAGGAUUUCUAGAAAUCCUUCAAAACCCACUUGGACAUUUUGAAGGAUUCUCUAGAAUUUCUAGAAAUCCUGCAAAACUCACUUGGCAAUUUUGAAGGAUUUUCUAGGAUUGUGAAAGGUGCUGCCCAGCGAUUAUAUCUUUACAUGGAACUUGAUGUCCCUAGAAAGUUAAGUACAAAUACAUGUAAGUACAGUGAAAGAUUUAGUAAAGCUGCGAAUGUAGGUAGGAUUGUCAUUGAUAAGUUUCUGCUGUGGGAGCUUUGGUUGUACAUAGAUUACCUUUUAGAGAUUCUAUCAAUUAUGUACCACUCACGAAUGUGUAGUUAAUAACUUGAAUGUUUCGAAUGCAGUUGCAAAUUGACUUCUUAAUGCAAAAGUCUGAUUAGGUUUAUAAAAAAGGAUUGUUACUGGAAUAUUGCUUCAAAUGCUAUAGUGUUAUAUUAAAGAUCUAAAUUGUAGAGAUUUAUCUUUUGUAUGUAGUUUAAAUAAUGCGCAAAAUACUCAAGUACGUAUAUAUAGUCUUUCCUUCUAAAGCAAUAUAACUGUUCGUUUAUUUUGUGUGUACUGUUUGUGUUUUGUAGGCUUCCUGGUUGAAUUUCUUUUUAAACUCACAAAUCAGAUUUGUUUAUUUUGUAAAUUGACAGAUCAUUGCAUUAUUUUAUUUAUCUGGGCAUAUAAAAAUGUAAUUGUUUAUUUGAUUAAAGCAUUUUACAAUGUGAAAAAUAUAUGAAAACAGGUCCAAAAUAUGGAAUCUGAUGACAAGAUUUACUGCCAUUUUUUUUUACCAAAGACAAUUUCACUCUGAGGAAAUUUCACAACCAAAAUUCUAAAUAUUUUGAUUUGUUAUUAAUUUUAUAAAACUCCAAGAGGUUCAAGUUGUUUUUUAGUCAUCUGUGAAAUAUGAAUAUUCAGAUUUUUGUGUUCUGAUUUGGAGGCACAAACAGUCAUGAAUUGAAAGAAAAAUGAGGUAUUUGCACUGCAAGAUUUAAACAGUAAACUUUUCAGUCACACACAUUAUGCUGCACUUAGUUUCAGUACAAUUUAUUUUGGGUCAAAAAAUUGGUUUUGGAAAACUAGUCAUUAAGGUUACAGGGCUUAAGUUUUGCAUCAAAUCUAAAAGUAUCUAAUUUUACAUAAAGAUGAAUAAAUAUAUAUGGUAAAAAUGAAUUAGAUGUAUUCUUUUAUAAUUGAUAGGUAGUUAUAAUUGUUUCGUUAUCUUUAUUUGUAAUCAGGGAAAAUAACUGGUAAUAUUUCUUUUUGGAAAACACUGCAUUAGGAAUUUUAAAUAUAUUUGAUCUUCCAGGAUUUUGUGUGAUUCUUUUGCAUGAACUGUGUGCUUCUUUUGGAUGCAAUGUACAGUCCUUUACACAAACUUCCUUACUUGUCAACUCAAAAAGAUUUGUUGUAUUUUACACUUUUAAUUUGCAGUGCUCCAAUAAAUUAAUGAAUGCCCUGCAGUCUCCUA
This is a messenger RNA of Patiria miniata (bat star), 7716 nucleotides long. RefSeq names its product glycogen debranching enzyme-like (gene agl). Gene Ontology annotation, molecular function: amylo-alpha-1,6-glucosidase activity; 4-alpha-glucanotransferase activity. Gene Ontology annotation, biological process: glycogen biosynthetic process; glycogen catabolic process. The transcript has 27 exons. Lineage: Eukaryota; Metazoa; Echinodermata; Asteroidea; Valvatida; Asterinidae. The record is from RefSeq and is a predicted model, not a curated record. The coding region runs from base 73 to 4758 and encodes 1561 amino acids.